Molecule: messenger RNA, 6062 nt
Organism: Pantherophis guttatus
Lineage: Eukaryota; Metazoa; Chordata; Lepidosauria; Squamata; Colubridae
Gene: NHSL3
Product: NHS like 3
Biological process (GO): cell differentiation
Source: RefSeq, a predicted model, not a curated record
AUGGGGGUCCCGGCGCCGGCUGCCUCCGGCCACUGAGCCCGGCCGAGGGACAGGCGGGGCCGCGCGACCCCCGCGCCUCCCCCGGCCCGAGAUGUCGGCCACGAGCGCACCUGCGGCGACCCCCGCGGAGAGGGGCCAGGGCUGCCCCGCCGCCCCGCCGCCCAAGAAGAAGAAGCCCAAGUCCGGCUCGUCCAGCCUGCGCCGGGCCUUCAGCUGGCUGCGGGGCCGGCGGAAGAAGGCGGCGGCGGGCGAGCAGCCCGGAGCGCCCCCUGCGGAGGGCAAGAAGCGAGAGGAGCGGCGCCAGGGCAAAGGUGCUGCCGCCAAGGUAGAGAACGAGGAGAAGCGGCUGAGCAUCCAGUACAAGGCUGUAGAAGACCAGCCGGACAAUGUGUUCUUCCCCAGCAGUCGUGCCCCAUAUCUGGAGGAGCUGCACGUCCAGGCCCAGGCGGGACUCAAGUCCUUGCAGAACUUAGAGAAACAGAAGAAGACCAGGAAGAUCUGGGACCACAGUGAGACCAGCAGUAUCCAGCAGUCUUCCCAGUCCACUGAGGGUGAUGACAUUUCUAUCCGAAGCCAAGCCUCCUCGUGCACCACAGAUGCCGCCUCCGAAGACGCCAUGUCUGUCCGCUCUGAGAUGAUCCAGAGAAAAGGCUCCACCUUCCGACCACACGACUCCUUUCUGAAGUCAUCUGGGAAGGGAGAAAAGAGGCGGAGGGAGCGGAGGACCACAGUCCUGGGGCUGCCCCAACAUGUGCAGCAGGAGCUGGGCCUGAGCAGCGGGCGUGACUCCACGAAACGUCCUGGCAGCAUUGCAGUCAGAGCUGGCCUGACCCCACAACCCCUGGUGAAUGGCAACCAGUUGUCCGGCCCCACCAUCCAGAUCCCCACCAUCGAUGGGAAGCCUGUAGCCACCGCCCUUCCCGAGCGGGGACCCCGCAUCUCCCUCCAGGCUCUCGAGGCCAAUGCCUCAGAAGCUGCCCUCCAGCAGCACAUCAGCCGCAUCUACUAUGAUGACUCGGUGCUGGGCCACAAGACGGCAGCUAAAGUGUCUCCUGUGGCCAGGCCCAAGUCCCUGGCCGUUCCCUGGAUGACCACCCAGCCCAAUUCUCCUGAGCUGCUGAGCCCGGUCAUGUCCAUCUCGCCACAGGGCACCUACCUCUCGAAGAUUAUUCCCAACGCCAUCUUGCCACCCAUGGUGGAUGUCAUUGCUCUGUCCCGCAACCGGGUGCGCACCCUCAGCCGCUGUAGCCUGGCCACCGCCAGCCCAGCCCUCUCGGUGCGCUCCACAGGUCACUUCCCCGCUGCCCCCCGCAGCCGUGAGCACUCCUCCUCCAGCGACAACUGGAGCCACUCGCAGUCCACAGAGACCAUCGUCUCCAACGCGUCCACCAUCUCCUCCCACGGGGGCCCCAGCAGCCAGAAGGAUGAGGCAGGGCCGAGCGGCAGAGCCCCCCCCACAGGCAGGCCUGACUGGUUUGGUCCUUCCAGCCCUGCCAGUUCCAGACAGGUCAGGGCCUCCCCAGCCUCUCCCAGCCUGCUGGGGGUGCGGCCAGGAGGGAGCAGUGGCCGAGCCUCACCCGCUUACAGCACCAGCAGCAUCGCCGAGGGCUCAGAUGAUGCAAGCGUACGCAGUGACCGCUCCUCAACCCGGAGUGUCUCGCUCCGGAAGAUGAAGGUGGCCCCCUUGCCCCCCCGGAGGACCUAUUCCUUACACCAGAAGGCUCAGCAACUGGAAGCCGAAGGGGCACCCCGAGGAAUGGGGCUGCCUCCCAAGCCGGAGCGGAGGCCCCACCGGGAAGGCGCCCAAUGCCCCAGCCUGUCCAACGAGAAUGAUGUCUUCUCCCCCAUCUGCCUGGGUGGGACCAGCAGCCUGCAGUCCAACAGUCUGGCCUGUUUGCCGGACAUCUCUUCCCGGAGCCCAGGGAGGGUCAACCAACUGAAGGAGGCCGACAGGAGUGAGGCCCAGGAGCCUGGCUCUCCCCACCACUUUGGCCGCACCAUGUCUCCAUCGAGUGGCUACUCCAGCCAGAGCGGAACGCCCACGCUGCACCCAAAAAGCCCCCUCCCUCACACCAUGUCCCCGGGGAAGAAGAGGCCGCAACCGAGGAAGCCGGAACGUGUCUGCUCCCUGCAGUCCCCGGGACCUUCGCUCUCCUCCUCCUCCUUGACCUCCCUCUCCUCCUUGGCCUCUGACCCUGCGCCCCCUGAAGGGAUGGCCCCUCCCACCUCCGGCCCCCACCUGGCCUCUCCGGCCGCCCCACGUUAUGUGGACCACUUUAUCAUCCCUCCGCAUCCAAAGGUCCCAGCUCCCUUCUCCCCGCCCCCCACCGAGCCAAAGAGCAAAGAAGGGAGAGUGGCUGCCUUGCCCCCCAGCAUCCCAGCCCCCCGGCAUCCCAGCCCUCUCAACAAGGAGGGCUCACCCCCACCAUCCCCUCCGCCGGCCCACCCCCCCCCUCCGCCCCCUGUGAAGAAAGCCGAACUGAGUGCUGAGGACCCUGGAGCUGUGCCGGUUCCCUCCGAGGCUCAGGUGGGGGCUUCCACAGACCCCUUAUGGCUCCCUCCACCCCCGCCCCUGCUGGAUGAGCAGGAUCUGUCCAUGGCUGAUUUCCCUCCACCAGACGAGGCCUGCUUCCUGCUGCCUCCCCCGCACUUGCAGACGGAGUCUGGGGAAGCCCCCUCUUUGGACGCAGGGAGUGCAGAGCCCCAAACUGCCACCCCUGCAGGGCAGGGAGAUGGAACACCUCCCUCUUUUCCCAUGGCGGUGUCCACAAACUUCCUGCAGCCAGGAAUUCUGCCCCUACCGGCCCCAAGCGCGGAGCCGUUUCCACUUCCCAAAGUCUCUCCAAGCGGAGAACUGUCCAUUUCUCAGCUGGGCUCCAGGCACCCCACCACCUCAGGGGUUGCAGUGCCCUCCAGUCUUUCCCCCCAGAUUAAGAAGACACCCACCGGCUCCCAUCCUGACCUCAAGAAGGAGCCUGCCAUGCGCAGCAAGGCCACCUCGGUGCCCAAGGAGGAUGCCAGCCUGCCCAUCGUUACACCAUCCCUGCUGCAGAUGGUCCGCCUGCGCUCAGUCGACAUGGAGGCCCAUGGCUCUGGGAUCAGUCCAGCUGGGGGAUCCAUGACCCCCACAGAGUCCAGCAGAGCAAACGUGCCUGUAGAUGGGAAGACUGGCCCCUUGGCCCCCCAGAAGCCUCUCCGCAAGUCCCUGUCCUUGAGGGGGGGACAGCCUGCUUCAAAAGAGGGUCUCAACCCCCUGCACGAGGCUGUGCGCCUCAAGGCCUCCACUUUAACUUCCAGGGAAGCCAUGAGUCUCGGAAUGGCCGAGAGGAAGACCGGGAGCCGGGUGGCACUGCCAGGCAACCCUGCCGCCCUGGCUAGCAACGGGCCAGUUUCCCCACUCCACAAAUCCCCCGCCUCCACCGCCAGCUUCAUCUUUGCCAAGAGCCCCAAAAAGCUGGUCAUUGAGACGACAUCCUCGUCAGAGGCCCAGGCCAGCCUGCAGAAAAACUUGGUGGCCGAAUUGAUGACCGUCUCCAGCCAGCGAUCCACGGCGGCUCCGGGGCUGCAUCCACAGGGCUUGGCCAAGACUCCCAAGCCCCAGAGGAUCCCCCCUCCCAUUGCCAAGAAGCCUUCUCUUGGGCCGGGGCGCAGGCACUCCCCCCAAAGCCCAAAGUCCUCCGGAGCCGAGGAACCGGCAGUCGAGGAGCGGACUAAGAAGGUGGCCUCUGAAAACCAGAUCCCUCCCCUGGAGUCUGGCGAUGACAGCUCCCCAGCUGGGCCAGAAGACCAGUUGCAGAGGAGCCCCAGAGCACAAGAAGCACAAGAGGAGGUGGUGUGAAGGAGGACCCUGCGAGGUACAUUUGCCCGUAAGAUACAGGGAUUUAAAAAGAAAAUUAUUCUCAGGGACCUCUUGGGGCCAGAAGAGAAGCUUUGAUGAUGGCGCCGAAGAAAACAACACCUUUGUCUCCCGUGGCCUUGAUAUUUAUGCGACAGCGGGAUUGGCUUGGAUGUCCUCAGCAAUGCGGCUCUUUUAAACCUGGGGACAAAGGGGCACAUCCCUUUCCACCCUCCUGUCUCUCCUGGGACUCAAACCUUGCGUUGGUCCUGCUUGGUUUGGUGAUGUUGAAUUCCCGCCCCCCCUUCCCCGGUUUGGUGUGAGAAAACAGCUUAAGAUGAGGACAACUCAAUAUCUGCAGGGAAGACGGUCAAAACUGGAUCAGCUUGUUGCAAUCCCCCCCCCCAAAGAUGCCUUUUUAAUGGGUUGCAUUGCCGUUGCUGUUCAGUGUGCAUUUGAGGAGUGGAGGAGAGAGAAAAUGGCCUGUGCUUGCACACCCAUGUGGCAUGGAAGCACUUUCUCAGAUCACAGUGGGAUUUGAGAAGGACGGCCAUUGCGGGAAAUUCCUGCUGAGUCUUCCUGGAUGGUGCCGGGUCCCAGAAGAGGCCCUGCUGGUAGUUUUGCUCUGGUUGUUGUAAACGGCUGAUUCCGGGUAGGGGGUGCCUGUAGGGAACCCCUCUUGCUCACACCAACUAAAGCACAAAUGGCAGCCUGGAAGAUGGUGCAACCGCCAAAAGACAUGGAUUUUUUUCCAGUCUCUCUUCGCCUGUGCCGUGAAUGCUGCCUUAGGGGAGCCCUCCGGGGGAGGGGGAGAAUCUCAGACCUGUCUUGCAAGGGACAUGAGUAGUUAGCAGGCACCUGACACAAUUGAGGCCCACAGUGGAGGCUUGGCAGGCACUGGCAACUGUAGGAUAUAGCUCUCCACUGCCAAAAGAGCAAAAAAAACCCACUGCAUUUUGCACCAAAACAUUCCAGUCUCUGGUCGUGAGGGCAGAGGAUCCACUGGAAAAUUGGGUGGGGGACCACUUUAGGCCAAACUGUCUCCCCCUCCCACCAAGAAAUCCAAGUGAUAAUGCCCCAGGGCGCCUCCACUUGUGUUUUAUUUGUGAUGAAUUUGCCCCUCCCUUACCAAUGGGCAGAGAGAUGCAGAGUAAUUGGAUCUGAUUUGCCCGCCUUCUGUGGAGGGGCUGGGGCUGGGCGUGUAGGGAAGCAGCUCUUGGUAGAAGCUGGCGGGGGUGGGGGAUGGCAGGGGAGGCCAAAUUCCAUCCAGACUGAAGGGAAAGCCUGGAUGCAGAAACACCCAGUGUGACUCAGGGUGUCCUGAUCCGGCCAGGAGGGUCUGCGGUGUUCUUGGGGUCUUUUCUCCCCCACCAGGCAGGCCCGCAGCAGCUCAUCAUAGAGGUCAGUGAGGGCAGCCUCCAGCAUCCCGGGGGCCCUCCAGUGUCCAGGUCGCUUGCAAUGCCCAUGGUCUAGCCAUACUGGCUGGGGAGGAUGGGAGUUAGGGAGAGCUCGGCAGAAGCAGCUGUGGACCAGGGUUGUUCUGCCAGAAGUGCAAGAAUAGGGCUGGGCAUAGUUAACUAUUCCAAGAAACAAUUAUCUGCAUCAAGAGUCAACCUGGUCAGCUGAGAUGUUAGGAAAUGGUGCUGACUCGGAGGGACCCUCUGCAGAAGGGCGAAGGGGGCACCAAGACCAGUGCCCUCCUUCCUUCCCAAACAACCACACGUGCCUGCAGUGGCAAAUGCCCCCCCCCGGCUCUCAGCCCUGGGGCACCCUGUGGGAGGCUUGCCACCAUCCUCAAGGAGGUCAGGGUUUUAAGUUUGCACCAGAGGUCCAGCCAGACAUUGCUGGUGCAAAUCCAGGGCUCUCUUCUUCGGCCAACAUGCCAAGAGCAGAGGGAAGAAAGAGGGAGGCGGAGGCCACAGCACCAUCUUGCCUUUGGCUGCUCUCUGGAGAGCCAGCAGGGGAGGGGCUCACAACCGCAAAGGAGACCAAAAAGCUCUGCCUGGUUUUGUCUCUCUCCCACCUAAUCCCCCCCCCUGGCUUUGCUUCUCUGUUCUUGGACAGCCGGAGCCGCUCUCUACACCUUGGAGAGCCUUGGAGUCUGUUAAAUUGAUUUCCACUCUGGUGGGGAAAGGGAUGGGUUGCUUUUUUUUUUAAUGUUCAAUUCUGUUUUUAAAAAAGAUUAAUGUGCAUUUGUAAAAUGACUGAUUAAAAGCUUGCUUGCUGA